Messenger RNA from Dibothriocephalus latus, 516 nucleotides. Lineage: Eukaryota; Metazoa; Platyhelminthes; Cestoda; Diphyllobothriidea; Diphyllobothriidae. The record is from the annotation of a GenBank genome assembly.
AUGAAAGAUAUCGUCACCCUGCCAGCCGACAAGGGACGCUCAACAGUGAUCAUGGGUAAGACUGAGUACACGGUGAAUAUACAAGGGCUGCUAGGAGACGAAGGUAAUUACCAGCUUUCGGGAGCUGGAGGAUUCAAGAACCACAUGAACAGCGUCAACAGGGCGAUUGACAAAUUGAAGCCUGGGGCCCUCAAAAGAAGAGAGGCACUGACCAAAAAAGCCACAGACGCUGGGACGGCUCGUUUCUACGGUCUGCCAAAAGUGCGUAAGCCAGGAGUGCCCCUUCGUCCCAUCGUCUCCAUGUGUGGCAUUCCAACGUUUGGACUGUCAAAAUGGCUCUAUCAACGGUUCCGUUUCCUCUUCAAAGACUCCGAAUCUACAGUUAGGUUGGCCGAACAGUUUCUGACGAACAUAAGGCAUCCAGAAAUAGAUUCAGACAAGAUAAUGGUAUCGUUUGACAUGGUGUCCUUAUUCACCUCUAUUCCAACUGCCCUCGCGGUAAACACAAUUAAUUAA